AAGCUUGACACAAAUACAAAUACAGCCCAAACUGAGUGGUGUUUUCCCUUUAAUUACAACAGGAAGAAGAGUAGGCCUACCGGGGGGAGGGGGCGUUGACAUCAUAAUAUCUAUUUAUAUAGUCCAUGGUUGACAGGAGAAACGAAGGUGGGCUUGUGUGCAACAUGACGUCUCCAGAGAUCGCCUCUCUGUCCUGGGGCCACAUGACAGUGAAGGGGUGCUCCUCCAGCUACAAGGACUGUAAGGUCUGGCCUGGAGGCAGCCGGGCCUGGGACUGGAGAGAGACCGGGACCAACCAUACCCCGGGAGUACAACCUGCAGACCUGGAGGAGGUGCUGAAGAAGGGAAUCGACUUGCUGGUCAUCGGCAGAGGCAUGAGCGAAGCUCUGCAGGUUCCCUCCUCCACUCUGGACUUUGUGAUGCAGAAAGGUGUCGACGUCAGAGUCUUGCAGACGGAGAAGGCCGUUGCUGAAUACAACAAACUGGCCGGCCAGGGCGCCAAGGUGGGGGGGGUCUUCCACUCCACCUGUUGAUUACGUAACCGCUGCACCGACGGAGAUGACACACG
Etheostoma spectabile (orangethroat darter) is the source of this 568-nucleotide messenger RNA. It is a transcript of the gene aamdc, whose product is annotated as adipogenesis associated, Mth938 domain containing. Gene Ontology annotation, cellular component: cytoplasm. Bases 126 to 533 code for a protein of 135 amino acids. The transcript has 4 exons. Lineage: Eukaryota; Metazoa; Chordata; Actinopteri; Perciformes; Percidae. The record is from RefSeq and is a predicted model, not a curated record. Gene Ontology annotation, biological process: positive regulation of fat cell differentiation.